AUGGCAGAGAAUCCAACUUGCGUUAUCAACCUUCGCCCACAAGCGGGAAAGUUCCCUGAGGCAUGCACGCGACUCUCUCAGCACUUUAUCAGUGAGAUACGGGAGAACGUCGCGGGCAUACACCACGCAUAUCCAUUCGUCGUGUCUGGCAAGGAAGAAAUUAUCGUUAUCGAGCAAUUCGUGUCCAACAAGGCAAUGUUCGCCUACUUCAACAGUGAAUACCAUGCCGCACUGGUCAAGUCGCUUCUGCCGUUUGCACAAGAACCAAUUGAUAUCAAGAGCUCGGCCAAUCUAAGCGAAUUGCAAAAGUGGAAGGACAACACGCCUGGCGAGUUUACUGUCUAA
Molecule: messenger RNA, 345 nt
Organism: Aspergillus lentulus
Lineage: Eukaryota; Fungi; Ascomycota; Eurotiomycetes; Eurotiales; Aspergillaceae
Source: RefSeq, a predicted model, not a curated record